CAUGCUUUCUCAGUCUGCAACGGGCUCACCAACGGAGCAAGAACGAUCAUCGUCUCUAGCCGGUUACUCUUGCUAACAAUCGUGCUUUCGUUCGGUUCGUUCGCCAACCGUAGCUCCUAGUGCUCGCAUUUAGGAUAAAACGCGAGGCGAAGAAUUUUCUUCUAUCUCGAAGUGACCAUGACGAAAACAAAAGUGGAAAUGAGGGUGGAGGAGGAGGAGGAGAUACUCGACAGAAUAGCCCUGUCGUUCAAAGGACAACAUAUUUUAAUCACUGGUGGAACUGGUUUCAUGGGAAAAGUGAUGGUAGAGAAGUUUCUUCGAUGCCUGCCAGAUAUUGAACAGAUCUACAUGCUCGUCAGACCGAAGAAGGGGAAAGACCCUAAACAUCGUCUGGAGGAAAUGUUCAACACGCCACUUUUUGAGAAAGUUAAGAAACAGAGAGGAUUGGCAACGCUUCAGAAGGCGGUGACAGUCAUAAACGGAGAUGUAUCGUUGCCAGGUCUUGGUCUUUCGCCGGAAGACAGAAAGAUGCUUUGUGAGAAAAUCACCAUCGUAUAUCACGCUGCUGCCACUGUUCGAUUCGAUGAACUGUUGAAGCGAGCAGUUUUGUUGAACACACGUGGUACAAAACUAAUGUUGGACCUGGCUAAAGAGAUGAAGCAAUUGAAACUGUUUUCCUACAUCAGCACUGCAUACUGCCACCUUGAAGAAAAAGUCUUGAGAGAAGUAGCAUAUCCUCCACCAGCUGAUCCUCACAAAAUCAUCAAAUGUGUGGAAUGGAUGGAUGAUAAUGUUGUUGAAGCUAUGACAGAUAAGAUUUUAGGGGAUUAUCCUAAUACAUACGCCUUCACCAAAGCUUUAGCUGAAGGUCUUGUCGAAGAAGCGAUGCCACACAUUCCAGUACUCCUACUGAGACCGAGCGUAGUUAUACCUAUCUGGAAAGAACCUGUUCCUGGGUGGACUGACAACAUCAAUGGACCAACAGGACUUUUAAUCGGUGCUGGAAAAGGUGUCAUUCGAACAAUGUAUUGUGAUGAAAAUGGUUACGCUGACUAUGUACCUGUCGAUAUCGCUAUUAAUGCUAUUCUGGCCACUACUUGGAACUUUAUUUACCUGAAGAAUCAAGAGAAGAGAGUUUACAAUCUUACGAGUAGCAAUGAAUUCAAGGUUUCGUGGGCAGAAAUUAUCGCACGUGGUCGAAAAAUAACAGAGAAGGUACCCCUAAAUGGUAUUGUUUGGUAUCCAGGUGGUAGUAUGAAGAAGUCACGACUCAUGCACAAUAUAUGCGUUAUACUUUUCCACAUGAUACCAGCCUACUUCAUAGACGCGCUUAUUUUCCUUGCAGGCUACAAACCGAUCAUGUGUCGCGUACAACGCCGGAUACGAAAAGGUUUUGAGGUCUUCGAGUAUUACGCUAACAACCAAUGGGACUUUGAAAACUCGAAUGUAUACAAAAUAAGAGAUCAAUUUAAUUCAUUGGAGUACGAAAAGUAUCAAUUACAUGGGGAAGAUAUGGAUAUAGACGCAUACUUUGAGACGUGUAUACGAGCUGCAAGAAUAUUUAUUCUAAACGAAGGUCCAGAAACAUUGCCAGCUGCUCGAAGACAUUUAAGAGUUAUGUACUGGGUUGAUGUAUUUACGAAAAUAUUUCUCUUCGUAUUAUUGAUCUACAUAUUGGCAUCUUGGAGUGAAGGUUUCAGAUCACUGUUGAUAAGGUGUUGGUCGUUCGCUACUCGAGCGCUGUAGCGCGAACUACUCAUUACUUAGUAUUAGUUUGUAACACCUUUAGCACCUUUAUAUUGUAAUAGGACCAAAUAAAAUACGAAUUCUCUUUUUAGCAUCUGCUAACGUGUUUGUAUUAAUUGAGUGUUAUCGAUGAAUUGUGUUGUAUCAUAUGAAAAUGAUGUUUUGAGUAAUAAAUAUUUUUAAUUAUA
Molecule: messenger RNA, 1934 nt
Organism: Hylaeus anthracinus
Lineage: Eukaryota; Metazoa; Arthropoda; Insecta; Hymenoptera; Colletidae
Product: putative fatty acyl-CoA reductase CG5065
Exons: 9
Coding region: 178-1746 (522 amino acids)
Biological process (GO): long-chain fatty-acyl-CoA metabolic process
Cellular component (GO): peroxisome
Molecular function (GO): alcohol-forming very long-chain fatty acyl-CoA reductase (NADP+) activity
Source: RefSeq, a predicted model, not a curated record